UCUCUCAUCAUCAAAAGCGUUUGGAACGUCCCCAGUAAAGACAAUAGUCGCCGCUAAACAGCUAUCGAGCUAAGUUGUAAAGUAUUACAUUGCAGUAGACAAGAAACAAAAAACACAAUCAAAAUGAACUUCAAUAAAGUCUUCAUCUUCUUUGCCGUUUUGAUCGCUAUUUUCGCAGGGCAAACAGAAGCGGGUUGGCUAAAGAAGAUCGGCAAGAAAAUCGAGCGUGUUGGUCAACACACAAGAGAUGCCACCAUCCAAGGACUUGGCGUGGCGCAGCAGGCCGCCAAUGUUGCCGCAACUGCCCGGGGUUAAGAAUAAUUGUUUUCUGACCCGUUUCAUCACUGCUUCAC
This is a messenger RNA of Rhagoletis zephyria (snowberry fruit fly), 353 nucleotides long. RefSeq names its product sarcotoxin-1C-like. Gene Ontology annotation, biological process: defense response to Gram-negative bacterium; antibacterial humoral response; defense response to Gram-positive bacterium. Gene Ontology annotation, cellular component: extracellular region. Lineage: Eukaryota; Metazoa; Arthropoda; Insecta; Diptera; Tephritidae. The record is from RefSeq and is a predicted model, not a curated record.